This is a messenger RNA of Leptopilina heterotoma, 1505 nucleotides long. RefSeq names its product autophagy-related protein 101 (gene Atg101). Gene Ontology annotation, biological process: autophagy; autophagosome assembly. Gene Ontology annotation, cellular component: phagophore assembly site. The coding region runs from base 249 to 905 and encodes 218 amino acids. The record is from RefSeq and is a predicted model, not a curated record. The transcript has 2 exons. NCBI's taxonomy places the organism in Eukaryota, Metazoa, Arthropoda, Insecta, Hymenoptera, Figitidae.
GUCGUCUCUUUUCCAAAACAAACCUCUUUACAAAAUGGCGCCGAAUGGACCAGCUGUUGUUUACUUACAAAAGAUGCGUGUCAAAUAUUAGCGUUAUUGCGCGUGAAUUAGUGUUUUUUGUUUUUAAAAAGAGUGCAGAUUAAUGUGUGCGGAUUAAAGAAAGAUGGAAGUUACUUGUGAACAAAUUCGAAGGCAAAAAUAGAGGACAAGUGCAAAUUGUGUGAUCAUUCAAUAAGAAAAAAGUCAACAUGAAUGCAAGGACGCAGUUAUUCGAACUGAGUAUGGAGGGUCGCCAGGUGGACGAGGCAGUAGCAAGUAUUUUCCACAACGUUCUCUUUCACCGGAGUUUGGGAAAAUUUAAAUACAAACAAGAAGGCAGCUAUUCUGUGGGCACAGUUGGCUAUCAGGAUGUGGACUGUGAUUUUAUAGACUUUACAUACGUUUGCUGCUCGUCAGUUCAUCUCGAUCAAACCCUAAAACGUGAAAUCUCCGGCUUUUCCGAAGCCCUACGAUCGACAGACAGUCCCGGCUCGGGUCAAAUUUCACUGGAAUUCUUUCAGAAGAAAAAAAAUCGUUGGCCCUUUCAGCCAGAGUGUAUUCCCUGGGAAGUGUGGACUGUAAGACUUGAAUUAAUAAAAUUGUCCACCGAACAUGAGCGACAAAUUUGUAGGGAGAAAGUUGGUGAUUUACUCACGGACAAAAUAUUGUACAUUACCGAAGUAAUGAAUCGACACGAUUAUCUUCCAAAAAUGCCAAAUCAGGCGGAAUUAGACUUAAUUUUUGAUACGUCGUAUCCCGAUAUUCAACCGUAUCUUUUUAAAUUAUCAUUCACGACUUCGGGACCCUCGAGUACGACAAUGGGCAACACGAUGAAAAAACUUAUUAAGGAAACUCUGUCCAUGUAGUUAUAAUGCACCCUACGUUUUUUGAGUUUAGUCCACAAUUUUUCUUUUUUCUAGUGCAAAAGUUCUUCUUUUAUUGUGUAAAUAAUAUUCUAGAUAAAUUGCCUCUGAUAAUUUUUAUAUAAUAUAUCUUCAAAUCUUCAGGAAACAAAAGUGAAGAAAUCAUAUUUUUUCUAAAUUCAGUACUCUCACGAAUGAGUACCAAUUUUUAUAGUUCAUAGUUUUUUGAAUUACGCACGUAUUUCAAAUUUUUACACAAAAAGCAUGAUCCAAAAGUUUUGAAUGUUGAAAUUAAAUGUUCAAAAAAAUUCCUAACUUUAAAAUGAACGAGAGUUGACAGAUGUUUUUAAGUUUAACAAGAAAAUAAUUUUAAAAUCCCGUAAAAUUGUUUUUAUAGAAAUUUUUCGAGAAGAAUUCAAUGGACAGAAAAUAUUACGACUCUUUUUGAAUUUUUACCUCAAUUAAAAAUUGGUAAAUUUUGAAAUCAAUGCGUAAUAUUGUAAAAAGUAUAUUUCUGUAUUCACGAAAAAAUUUCCGAAUGAAAAGAAAUUUAUUUUACUAUUUUUUAAGCAUUUUUAUGAGAAAAAUUUUUUAUUUUCAAAU